AUGAGCGACGAUGAUGAGCCACUUAAUUUUUCGGCUUCUACCAAGAAAGGGGGAGCCCUCACAAUGUCCGAGGACAAGCUGAACGGUUUCCGCUCGUUGUUCUCCAACCCGAUGCUCCUUGGAAACCCAUUGUUUAGCAGCGCUCCCUAUUUCCACCCCAAUAUGGCUGCCGCCUUGGCAAUGACGAUGCAACAACAAAACAGGUUUAACAGCAGCAGCCCUCCCGAAUUUGAUGGUACCACUGUAUCCGUUUCUUCAUUUCCUGCAUCGACUAUUCGCGAAUCAUCUCCCUCCGAUUGUUCGCCAACACUUUCGUGCGCUGUCUGCGGUGAUAAGGGGAUGAAUAAGGAUGCAGUCCAAAACGAAAGACAACCCAGGAACACAGCAACAAUUCGGCCUAGCAAUGAUUUGGAUUUUAACUCCAGGAAUUUCCUACGUGAAUAUGCCGGUGCUGUAUCAGCAGUUUUAUCACAACCCGACUCCACCUCGAUUUUUGUCAAUCAUGGGAUAUGUCAAGACGCGCUCAACGACGAUAAACCGCUGAUCCUAACUUUUGAACAACGUUUCCGGCUUGUUGUUGAUUGGAUAAUUUCUUUGAAGCCGUACGAAGUUUUGGGACGUGAUGCUAAGGAACAACUUGUACAUGCCAAUUGGCCAUAUCUACUUCUGAUUUCCCAGCUUGAAACCGGUACCCUUGCCGAUGAUAACAGCGAAGCCCUCCUCUUACUCGAACUCCUCAAAAACAUUUCGCCGACAAAAAUGGAAUGGUGUCGAUUGCGCGAAAUUGCCGUGUACUCGCCAAAAACCGGUCUGCAACAACCUACAUUCCUCGAUGCCGCUCUAGAAUCCUUACACAAAGAAAUUUUCCAAUCCGGUGGAAACUCAGCCAGAUUUGGCCGAUUAAUCUUCCUCAUCUCAAAAGUCUGCUCUUUCGAACUCCCAAUCGUCACCGAUCUUAUCAACCUACCCAAUGAUUUCAACCCAGAUGCCGCCAUUCAAGAACUCCUAACCGAUUCG
Molecule: messenger RNA, 1017 nt
Organism: Mesorhabditis spiculigera
Lineage: Eukaryota; Metazoa; Nematoda; Chromadorea; Rhabditida; Rhabditidae
Source: the annotation of a GenBank genome assembly